Balaenoptera ricei (Rice's whale) is the source of this 624-nucleotide messenger RNA. RefSeq names its product developmental pluripotency-associated protein 3-like. The record is from RefSeq and is a predicted model, not a curated record. Lineage: Eukaryota; Metazoa; Chordata; Mammalia; Artiodactyla; Balaenopteridae. Bases 1 to 624 code for a protein of 207 amino acids. Gene Ontology annotation, cellular component: nucleus. Gene Ontology annotation, biological process: epigenetic programing of female pronucleus. The transcript has 2 exons.
AUGUGUCAAGACUGGAAGCGGGACAGAAAAAUCACGCAGACACCUAAAGUGAGCAGUGUUGAAACUCAUGGCAUAUUCAGCAUCACCUUCCACUGGAACCCAAAGGUCUGGAGGAGCUUCAAGCUCCCAGUGGGUUCAUCUGAGGUUAACCCAACCUGGAGCCUGGAGUCUCCUCAAAUGUCCAUUGAUGAAAAUUCCCAGGCAAUUCCAGUUGCCUCUCAAACUAUGUCUGAAGUGUUAAUAAAGAACCUCAGUAACUUGACGCUCAACCCUAGUAUCAAAUUGCCCUUCAUUCUACCAGAAUGUCUACCUCAACCGACUGGGCGGUUACUUGGUGAAAACAUACCCUGUAGGAGAGGGGUGACGACCAUGUUAACUGAUCAGAGAGAUAAGAUGGAGCGGCUGAUUCAAUCUAUUAAAAAGCGCUACUGCAAAGGAGUUUCUCGGUCUGACUCUCAAAGAGAACCACUGCAGAACGACGUUGAGACUCCCUCAAGAGUGCAAAGAUUUAGAUGCAGCUGUCAUUUUUGCCGGUCUCAUAGAGAUCCUUCUGAGGAUAAUUAUGAGAAUUAUUACACCAAUAAGUAUUACAGUAAUUAUGACACGGAGUCGGAUGAGCCAUAA